Molecule: messenger RNA, 2819 nt
Organism: Ahaetulla prasina
Lineage: Eukaryota; Metazoa; Chordata; Lepidosauria; Squamata; Colubridae
Gene: PARVB
Product: parvin beta
Exons: 13
Coding region: 407-1501 (364 amino acids)
Biological process (GO): establishment or maintenance of cell polarity; substrate adhesion-dependent cell spreading; actin cytoskeleton organization
Cellular component (GO): lamellipodium; cytoplasm; actin cytoskeleton
Molecular function (GO): actin binding
Source: RefSeq, a predicted model, not a curated record
GGGGGGGGGGCAGGCUGGAAGGGAAGCAGCGGGGCGGAGCAGCCCCUUCAUAAAAAAAAAAAAGAGGGACACCUCGGUUAGCAGCUGCAAGAGCCGGGCGCGGACGGCCGAUCUGUGCGCCAUUGCCGGCGGGGGUCUCCGUCCAGCCCACCCACCCUCCGAGCUCCUCCCGCGGCUCUUAUUAACCGCCCGCGGACUUCCUCGCCGUAGCAGGGCGCUGUGCAGGGAGCCGGGCAGCGCGAUCCCGCGGCGGCUUUCCUGCGUUUAGCCUCGCCUGCCUGUGGACGGCGGCCAGGAAGGGGGAGUAGUGGGGGGUGGUGGUCUCCGAGCCCGGCGGCCGCGCGUUGCAAGCCUCUCUCGCCCCCUCCGCUGGUUCAUGUAGCCCGGCGGCCGAGCCUCCGCCGCGAUGUCCUCCCCGGUGCGCUCGCCCACCCUGCGGCCCCAUCGGAUGAGGAAGGACGAGUCUUUCCUGGGGAAACUCGGAGGGACGCUGGGCAGGAAAAAGAAAGCCAAGGAAGUGUCUGAUUUGCAAGAAGAAGGUAAAAAUGCUAUCAAUGCGCCUAUGUCCCCUGCUACAACUGAUCUUCAUCCAGAAGAUACAUUACUAGAGGAAAAUGAAGAACGUACCAUGAUAGAUCCCACUUCAAAGGAGGAUGCCAAGUUUAAAGAACUUAUCAAGGUCUUGAUCGACUGGAUAAAUGAUGUCCUGGUUGAAGAAAGGAUAAUUGUCAAACAGCUUGAAGAAGACGUCUAUGAUGGGCAAGUGCUACAGAAAUUGCUAGAAAAGCUCGCUGGUUGUAAACUAAACGUGGCUGAAGUGACCCAGUCUGAAAUUGGACAGAAGCAGAAAUUGCAGACUGUGCUGGAAGCUGUGUAUGAUUUACUUCGACCUCAUGGCUGGACGAUCAAAUGGAGUGUGGACCUGAUCCAUGGCAAGAACCUGGUGUCCAUCCUCCACCUGCUGGUGGCUUUGGCCAUGCAUUUCCGGGCUACUAUUCGGCUCCCUGAACAUGUUUCUGUGCAAGUGGUCGUCGUAAAGAAGCGAGAAGGGUUACUCCAGACGGCCCAUGUGACCGAGGAGAUCACUACUACAACUGAAAUGAUGAUGGGAAGAUUUGAGCGAGAUGCCUUUGAUACACUCUUUGACCAUGCCCCAGAUAAAUUAAGUGUGGUAAAAAAGUCCUUGAUCACUUUUGUAAACAAACACUUAAACAAGCUGAAUUUGGAGGUGUCGGAAUUAGAAAGCCAGUUUGCAGAUGGCGUCUACUUGGUGCUACUGAUGGGUCUCCUUGAAGAUUAUUUUGUUCCUCUCCAUCACUUCUUCUUAACACCUGAAAGUUUGGAUCAGAAGGUUCACAAUGUCUCCUUUUCUUUUGAGCUGAUGCAAGAUGCGGGGCUCAAGAAACCAAAAGCACGACCGGAAGAUGUUGUCAACCUGGAUCUGAAGUCUACCUUGCGGGUUUUAUACAACUUGUUCACGAAGUACAAGAAUGCAGAGUGAACUGAACUUCUCCAGAGACCACAAGGGGUGUCCCAGAAAACUGUCUUUGAUUUUUCCUUCCUAUGUUUUGUUGUCUGUCCAGUCAGUUUCCUAACUUGGUGGCCUUCAGUUGGGUUGGUAGGCAGUUCCCAUUAUCUGAAGUGAGUGAGACCGGUUCAAAAAUGAAAGCUGUUGUCCAAUAAUCUGGAAGCUAACCAGGUUAGAGAUGGCUGGUUUCUGGGGGUUUUUUUUUGUGUGUAAACCCUCUGUGCUUUGAGCCCAGAGCCCGCCUUUGGAAAUGAAAUUUUGCUCCCUGGAAAUAUCUACCGUACUUUUUGGAGUAUAAGACGCACUUUUUCCCUCCUAAAAGAGAAUGGAAACGUUGGUGUGUCUUAUACACUGAAUACAGCCAUUUCUGGCCUCCCAAAACCCCACCCCACGGGUCCCAUUUUCACCAAAAACAGGUCCAUUUUUUGCAAAAAUGGGGCUUGCAGAGGGUUUGGGAGGCCUGUAGAGUGCUCCUGGGGGUUGGGGAGGGCAAAAACGCGAUGCAUGGGGGUUUUUGGAAGCCAGAAACGGGCCCGUUUUUCACAGAAACAGUGCGUGCAAGGGGUUUGGGAGGCCUGCAGAGUCCUCCUGGGGGUUGGGGAGAGCAAAAACCGGACACGUGGAAGCCCAAAACUAUUUUUUUUUCUUGUUUUCCUCUUCAAAAACUUGGUGCGUCUUAUAGUCUGAAAAAUAUGGUACGUUCUGCUUUAGUCUUCUGCAGAACUGUUGCUUACAGUCUUCCCUGCUGAGCAAUAGUUGCCUGAUUCCAACACUGGGGUCGCAAACAGGCCAGGCAUUGUUGAGAAGAAAUUACCCUGCCUGGAACUUGGCAUAGAUUUAGUCUGAGCUCCAGAUCUCAACUUCUGCAGUGAGAGUCUGAACAUGCUUGAGUCCCAUACCUUGGUUAGUAUAAUGGAUACGACACUGACCUUCCUAGCAAGGUCAUUGUAGGGCUUGUGAAAGGCGAAAGCUUAUAGGAACGCUAAUAGUGAUGUGGCAGCUGGUUUUUAAAAAUGUGUUCUGGAUGAGGGUGACAGUGAUCAAUUUAGGGAAGGAGAGUUCCUGUUUUCCAGAUUUUCCAGAAGUAAUUCUGUGUCCUUUUCGCCCUAAUUUAGGCACAUCUAGGCUUCCUUUUCAUUUUUCGGGGACGGUGAUCUAAGGCUGUUUUCUAAAUCUUUGACUGCAUUGCUUCCCUUUUAAUAUCACCUAUCCCAUGACCUCACUCCGUAUAUAUAUUGUACAUCUCGGAUGCCAUAGUUGCCCGUUUUGAAUAAAAUAAAAUCUUUUCUGA